AUGUCCGACAACGUCUACAUCGUAGCAGCCGCCAGAACACCAAUUGGAUGUUUCUUGGGCUCCCUGUCCUCUAAAACCUAUGUCGACCUAGGUACAACCGCAGUGAAGGGUGCUUUGGCCCAAGUUCCUCAAAUCAACCCAGCUGACGUUGAAGAAAUAUUCUUUGGUAACGUUUUGCCCGCCAAUGUUGGUCAAGCUCCAGCUAGACAGGUUGCUUUGGGGUCUGGACUAGGUAAUCACAUUGUUGCCACCACUGUUAACAAGGUUUGUGCUUCUGGUAUGAAGGCAAUCAUUUGCGGUGCUCAAACAAUCAAAUGUGGUAACGCGGACAUUGUGGUUGCUGGUGGUGCCGAGUCUAUGACCAAUACUCCCUACUACAUGCCAGCUGCCCGUGCUGGUGCUAAAUUCGGUGACGCUAACUUGGUUGACGGUAUUCAAAGAGAUGGUUUGAACGACGCUUACGACCACCAAGCAAUGGGUGUUCACGCCGAAAAGUGUGCUAAGGACUACCAAAUUACUCGUGAAGAUCAAGACAACUUUGCAAUUGCUUCCUAUCAAAAAGCCCAAAAGGCUCAAGCUGAAGGUAAGUUCGACCGUGAAAUUGUACCUGUGACCAUCAAGGGCUUCAGAGGCAAGAAGGAUACUUUGGUGACCAAUGACGAAGAACCUGCAAAGCUAAAUGUUGAGAAAUUGAGAUCCGCAAGAACCGUGUUCCAAAAGGAAAACGGUACUGUCACCGCUCCAAACGCUUCUCCUAUCAACGAUGGUGGUGCUGCAGUGAUUCUUGUCUCUGAACGCAAGCUAAAGGAGCUAAACUUGAAGCCUCUUGCCAUUAUUAAGGGUUGGGGUGAAGCUGCUCAUGAACCUUGUGACUUCACCUGGGCUCCUAGUUUGGCCAUUCCAAAGGCUUUGAAGCACUCCGGCUUGAAGGACGUUAACGACGUGGACUUUUUCGAAUUUAACGAAGCCUUUUCUGUCGUUGGUAUUGCCAACCCUAAGAUAUUGGGAAUUCCUUUGGAAAAGGUGAAUGUUUACGGUGGUGCGGUCGCUAUCGGCCACCCAUUGGGUUGCUCUGGUGCCAGAGUGGUCGUCACCUUGAUCUCCGUCUUAAUUCAAGAAGGCGGUAAAGUCGGUGCUGCUGCCAUUUGCAACGGUGGUGGUGGUGCAUCUUCUAUCAUCAUUGAGAAAGCUUAG
Molecule: messenger RNA, 1194 nt
Organism: Lachancea fermentati
Lineage: Eukaryota; Fungi; Ascomycota; Saccharomycetes; Saccharomycetales; Saccharomycetaceae
Source: the annotation of a GenBank genome assembly